CCCACGAAGCGACUUGUAACCGGGGCCGGGGAAGCUGCUCCUUUGGGGCGCUAAGAGGGUAGGAUCUCCGACGUUACCAACGUCGGGAUGGGAAAUUCCUCAAAAGCCCACCGCCCCGAGGCUCCAAGUUUCUCCAAACAGUAAGCGAGCUCCAUAACCGAAGCAUUGGUGAUAGGACACGAAAAAGAUAUGGGGAACAAAGAGAAAGCGGGGGAGCGAAGAGAAAAGAGGAUGCAAGAGAUCUCGAUUCUCAGGACCAUUCCUUAUUCUGAUCACCAGAGGUGGUGGUCUAAGGAAACAGUUGCCGUGGUUACUGGUGGAAACAGAGGUAUUGGAUUUGAGAUUUGUAGACAACUUGCUGGACAUGGAUUGACUGUUAUAUUGACAUCAAGGGAAGCGGGUGCUGGUUGUGAGGCAGCUAAGGUCUUGCAAGAAGGUGGUCUUAACGUAGUUUCACAUCAGCUGGAUGUCUUAGAUUCUUCGUCCAUCUACCAUUUUGCUGAGUGGUUACAGAAAAAUUAUGCUGGUUUGGAUAUUCUGGUAAACAAUGCUGGAGUUAAUUUCAAUCUUCGGUUUGAUAACUCUGUUGAAAAUGCCCUUAAGGUUAUUGAAACAAAUUACUAUGGCGUUAAGAGCAUGACUGAAACUAUGAUCCCAUUGAUGAAGCCUUCCACUGCUGGUGCUCGUAUUGUAAAUGUGAGCUCGCGUCUCGGUAGACUAAAUGGUAGACGUAAUCGAAUCAGUGAUGUAGCCUUGAGGGAGCAACUAAGUGACGAGGAAUCUCUUUCGGAAGAACUGAUUGAUAGGACUGUGUCCACUUUCCUACAACAAGUAGAAGAUGGAACCUGGACGUCAAAUGGGUGGCCUCAAACCUUUACCGACUACUCAGUGUCAAAACUUGCAGUCAAUGCUUAUACAAGACUCAUGGCAAGAAAGCUUCCUGAGCGACCCCAAGGUCAGAAGAUUUACAUCAACUGCUACUGCCCUGGCUGGGUGAAGACUGCUCUUACAGGUUAUGCAGGAAAUAUUACAGCUGAGGAAGGAGCUGAUACUGGAGUCUGGCUUGCCCUUCUUCCUGACCAACCUGUAUCGGGGAAGUUCUUUGCAGAAAGGCGGGAGAUUAAUUUUUAAGCAAUCUAUGUUCCAACCAACAUUAGAAGCCGAGAAAGGAAAAGAACUUUUUAGAAGUCCUAGUCCGUGUAGUGUGUAUGUGUGAAAGGCAGUUAUCAUCCUUGGGGAGGGAGAUAAAGUCUAUUAGCAUGACAUCCAGAAGGAGAUUUUAGGCAGUUUCGUGAUCAAAUCCAUGUUAAAGCUAAGUAACUAACCAUGUAUGGAGUUAACCUUGAUGUUUUAUUGAUGCUUGGGGAAUGAUAAAUUAUAUUGAGUUCUGUACGAAUUCCCUAUAGCAUUGGAUUAUAAACAAUUUAUGUUUAUUUAUAAAGUGGUAUCAGCAUGUCACUGUUAAGAUGUACUA
Prosopis cineraria is the source of this 1474-nucleotide messenger RNA. RefSeq names its product (+)-neomenthol dehydrogenase-like. The record is from RefSeq and is a predicted model, not a curated record. Gene Ontology annotation, cellular component: membrane. The coding region runs from base 190 to 1131 and encodes 313 amino acids. Lineage: Eukaryota; Viridiplantae; Streptophyta; Magnoliopsida; Fabales; Fabaceae. Gene Ontology annotation, molecular function: oxidoreductase activity, acting on the CH-OH group of donors, NAD or NADP as acceptor. The transcript has 4 exons.